This is a messenger RNA of Suncus etruscus (white-toothed pygmy shrew), 678 nucleotides long. RefSeq names its product mitochondrial matrix import factor 23 (gene MIX23). The coding region runs from base 1 to 435 and encodes 144 amino acids. The transcript has 5 exons. The record is from RefSeq and is a predicted model, not a curated record. Gene Ontology annotation, cellular component: mitochondrial intermembrane space; mitochondrion. Lineage: Eukaryota; Metazoa; Chordata; Mammalia; Eulipotyphla; Soricidae.
AUGGCGGCGCCCAGUGGCGGUGUGAAUUGUGAGGAGUUCGCCGAGUUCCAGGAAUUACUCAAGGUGAUGAGGACGAUUGAUGACAGAAUAGUACAUGAAUUAAACACAACGGUUCCAACAGCUUCCUUUGCAGGGAAAAUUGAUGCCAGCCAAACCUGUAAACAACUGUAUGAGUCUUUGAUGGAGGCUCAUGCCAGUAGGGACAGACUCAUUAAAAAUUGUAUAGCUCAAACCUCAUCUGUAGUCAAAAGUCUCCGAGAAGAGAGAGAAAAGAAUUUGGAUAAUUUAAUGUUAUUAAAGCAACUUAGAAAAGAACAGACAAAGUUGAAAUGGAUGCAGUCAGAACUAAAUGUUGAAGAAGUGGUAAAUGACCGGAGCUGGAAGGUAUUUAAUGAACGCUGCCGAAUUCACUUCAAGCCUCCAAAGAAUGAAUAGAAAGAUACUAUUUAUACAAGGACCGAGUCAUCUCAUAAGAGUUAUAUGCGUGACAGAUUUCAACAAGGUGGGCAUCUGAGGAUUUCUGAGCCAACAGUCCAAGACCUUUUGUUGAUUUCAGCCCCACUUAACCAAGACCUCAAAUAUAAAUAAUUCUGAUAAUUAUGAAGAAAUCAACUGCUAUUUUGUACCGAUUCUGUAAAAAAUGAUGUUUUGUAACUAUUAAAAUAAUUUUCUGACUCA